ACGAGGUUCCGUUGACGAAGUGCAUUCAUUCUCACUGAAAAGGUCCCGGGACUCAACUUGAUUACCAAGAAUAGUGCCGUAGGGUACGGCUGACGAGCACCCAGUGACGAGGAUCAUCCACUCGGGGACCGUUGAUGAAGGGAAUAAAAGGCCUGCCCUAGCACCAGCAUUUCUCACUAACAGACAAUGCAGUCCCACACAUACAGUGCAUCAGCGAGUAUUGUCUCUUCGCCAUCUGGUGACCCGUACAAGUAUCAAGUGGGUUUCGGGAAUCGCUUUGCAAGCGAAGCUAUCCCAGGCACCCUUCCGCAAGGACAGAAUCACCCGCAGAAGAAUAAGUAUGGGUUAUACAUGGAAGGGAUGACGGGCUCCCCGUUCGUCGCGCCCCGACCCCAGAAUCUCCAUGCGUUCAUGUAUCGCAUUCGACCUUCGUUGGAUCACAAGAAAUUUGUCAGACUACCUGACAGCCCAGACAUGGAGUCCAAUUUCCUCCCUAUCAAUCCAAAGGUGCACAUCAGUCCCACGCAGUUGAACUGGAGUCCCCCUUCCCUCCCUUCGUCGUCCGAUGAAGUGGACUUCAUCGCGGGUCUGAAGACAAUUGGAGGGAACGGCGAGCCUACGUCCAGAGAGGGCCUAGCGCUGCAUUUCUAUUCGGCGAAUGCGACGCCGCACCAAGGGAGGUUGGAUGUACAGACCGAGUUUGGGAGGCGAGUAUUUCCGUCUGUCGGUAUUGCCGGUCCUAAAUGUCCUGACAGAAUGAUGGUGCGGCCCGGGGAGUUGAUGGUCGUACAAAAGGGUAUGAAGUUCAAGGUCUCGUUACCUGAUGGACCUUCCAGAGGAUAUGUACAGGAGAUCUUUGGUUCGCACUUCGAGCUUCCCGAUCUCGGGCCGAUUGGUGGACACGGAAUGGCAAAUCCGAGGGAUUUCGAGGUACCAUUGGCGAGUUUUGAGAUUGACGAAACGUCCUGGGAGAUUGUUUACAAGAUUGGGGGACAACUUUUCUCUGCCGCGCAAGAUCACACACCUUUUGAUGUGGUGGCAUGGCAAGGGAACUAUGUCCCGUACAAGUAUGCGAUGGAAAAGUUCAUUUUCGUGGGAAGCCUGUCCAAAGAUCAUAUUGACCCUUCAGUCUUCACGGUCCUGACGGCCAAGUCCAAAGCUCCCGGGAUUCCUCUCGUCGAGGUUCUUACCGUCUCUGAGAGGUGGGAUGUUGCGAGUGACAGUUUCCGGCCACCAUACUAUCAUCGGAACAACGCCACUGAAAUUCUAGGUGUAAUCUUCGGUGAACGUGGCGGUCGAUUUGAGCCUGGAGGCAUCAGUCUACAGACGGUCUUCUGUCCUCAUGGACCGACUCCUGAGGUACACAAGGCUGCAAGCGUAGCGGAGCUCAAACCGGAGCGAGUAUCCAAGAAUUCGAUGGGUGAGUACACACGCAGGUACAGUGAAUAUUACUCACAAGUAAUAGCUAUCGCGUUUGAGACUCCGAUGGUAUUGGCGAUGACUGAUUAUGCCAUGAAUCGUGCUGGAACAGUUAGAGAAUCCGAACCACUGUCUUUCCCACCAGAAUUUAUUACCCAUCUGGAUGAGAUCAAUGCUGACCUCAAGGCUGCUGGAUAUGAAGAACUGAAGAAGAAAUCUGGCUGAAGGGAUGGAUAACGAUUGUGUUAGGACAUUAUGGGAGUGCCGUCUCAGCUGUUUUACGAAGAAAUGGGUAUCUUUCAGUUCGUAUGGUAUGUAAUCUAACCCAACAAACGAGGACGUUUUUGCUUUUGGUUUCAAGG
Molecule: messenger RNA, 1781 nt
Organism: Desarmillaria tabescens
Lineage: Eukaryota; Fungi; Basidiomycota; Agaricomycetes; Agaricales; Physalacriaceae
Product: homogentisate 1,2-dioxygenase
Exons: 13
Coding region: 187-1644 (485 amino acids)
Biological process (GO): L-phenylalanine catabolic process
Cellular component (GO): cytoplasm
Molecular function (GO): homogentisate 1,2-dioxygenase activity
Source: RefSeq, a predicted model, not a curated record